AACCCGGAAGACGGGCUCUGCCAGCGGGAGUGUGCGGGCCGGCCCGGCACGGCCAUGCAGCCUCUGGAGGUCUUUUCUCCUGGCAUCCUGUAUUCAUGGCCUUGGCGUUCUGCCUCUGCAUGGCUGAGGCCAUCCUACUCUUCUCGCCCGAGCACUCCCCAUUCUUCUUCUGUUCCCGAAAGGCUCGGAUCCGGCUCCACUGGGCAGGGCAGACUCUAGCCAUCCUCUCUGCAGCCCUGGGCCUCGGCUUCAUCAUCUCCAGCAGGACCCGCAGUGAGCUACCCCAUCUGGUGUCCUGGCACAGCUGGGUAGGGGCCCUGACACUGCUGGCCACCGGUGGCCAGGCACUGUGUGGGCUCUGCCUUCUCUGUCCGCGGGCAGCCAGGGUCUCAAAGGUGGCUCGCCUCAAGCUCUACCAUCUGACUUGUGGACUGGUGGUCUACCUGAUGGCCACAGUGACAGUGCUGCUGAGCAUGUACUCAGUGUGGUUCCAGGCCCAGAUCAAAGGUGCAGCCUGGUACCUAUGCCUGGCGCUGCCCCUCUAUCCAGCCCUCGUGAUCAUGCACCAGAUCUCCAGCUCCUACUUGCCAAGGAAGAAAAUGGAAAUGUGAAUUCCUCCAACUCUGAAUCCAGAUGGAACACUUGUCUUGGACUUCAGUGGUUCCUUUGGUGACCUACAAGGGACCCAACUUCAGAAGUGGUCAGGUUUUUGCACUUCUUAGUUGGGCCAGGAGCUGCUAUUGUUGAGGGAUAACUCAGUGGACCAGAAUGGGGAAGUGUACUGAGUUCAAGUGGAAGGUGAUGGGGACCUUGGUCCUGAAGCCUUCACUCCUUGAUGGGAGAUUGAGUAUUGGGUGGUGGUGGUGGUGGUGGUGGUGGUGAUGGCGCUGGUGGUCAUUUCUUGCUUGUUUGCCUGAUGAAGAGUUGGGCUCCUAUAAGUUAUCAAUGGCAGCCAUGGAUAUUUGGGUCACUUUUGAGAAAGCAGUGUGAUAUAAUAUAGAGAGCCCAUGGGUCUUGUUUAUGGGUUAUGUCCUCUUAGGCUCUGUUAUGUGAACCUAGGUUAGUUCCAUAUCUUAAGACUCAUUUUUCUCUCUGUGAAAUGUUUCUAAACAAUCUCUAAG
This is a messenger RNA of Propithecus coquereli (Coquerel's sifaka), 1121 nucleotides long. RefSeq names its product cytochrome b561 domain-containing protein 1. Gene Ontology annotation, molecular function: transmembrane monodehydroascorbate reductase activity. The record is from RefSeq and is a predicted model, not a curated record. NCBI's taxonomy places the organism in Eukaryota, Metazoa, Chordata, Mammalia, Primates, Indriidae. Bases 96 to 611 code for a protein of 171 amino acids. The transcript is spliced from 3 exons.